AUGUGCGGAAUCAGCGCCGUCCUUUCACUGGCAGGGUACCCCGCGCAAUCGAACGGGGAACGCUUGUCAUCUCUCGAGCAGCUCAGAAAGAGCCUAGAUCUUGUUCAACACCGUGGACCAGAUGCGCGUGGUGAAUGGACCAGUAAUGAUGGCAACGUUUAUCUGGGCCACGUUCGACUCUCCAUUGUUGAUCUUAGCCCGCAGGCAAAUCAGCCCUUUCAUGAUUGUGCGAAUGAUGUCCACGCGGUCGUGAAUGGCGAGCUGUACAAUGACGAAUACUACCGAGAGCUCCUGGGCGGUGAAUACGACUUCCACAGUCGAAGCGACUGCGAGAUCGUCCUGGCUCUCUAUAAGCACUACGGGUUGUCGUUUGUGUCCCACCUUCGGGGCGAAUUUGCUUUGAUCUUGUGGGAUUCCCGCAGGAAGGUGUUCAUUGGCGCGAGGGACCGGUAUGGUGUCAAGUCGCUCUACUACACCGUUGUGAACAACCGACUUCUCGUGGCAACUGAAAUGAAAUGCUUCCUUCCGUUUGGAUGGAUGCCAGAGUGGGAUGUUCAGGGUCUCAGAGAGUGCGGCUGGAUGUUUGGUGCUGGGACAAUGUUCAAGGGAGUCCAAUCAGUUGCCCCGGGGCAUUAUAUUAUAAGCAGAAGUUUCAAGCCUAUUCAGGAUGUAGCUUACUGGGAUGCUGAGUAUCCAGACAAGAGAACAGCUGAGCUUCGAUCAGAAGCCGAGAUGGUAGAGGGCGUGCGGAAUCGCCUCAUGGAAGCUAUUAAAGUUCGCCUUCGGGCCGAUGUACCUUUAGGGAUCUAUCUGAGUGGUGGAAUUGACUCCUCCGCAGUGGCCGGCAUGGUAGCUCAUCUUGUUAAGGAAGAGGGAGCUCGACUUGGCAAUGAUGAGAGCCAUCUUCUUUCACGAAUCAAAUGCUUUACGGUGCAAUUCGACAAGGAUAGUGGAGCUGACGAGUCCGAUAUUGCACAGCGUACCGCCGAAUGGCUCGGGGUUGACUUUCACCCGGUAUCUGUCAACGAGGAAACUUUUGCUUCCAUGUUUGCGGAUACUGUUUGGCACAGUGAAACGCCCAUGCCGGACACAAAUGGCAUGGGAAGGCUCGCCAUGGCUGAGGUCGCCAAGUCACAUGGAGAGGGAUCCGAUGAGCAUUUUGGAGGAUACAAAGACUUGUCGAGCGAUUUCCUGCUUGAAAGUGAUCCCUCAUGGCCCUCCUCACCAUCCGAGAAAGAAAUCGCAGAACUAGCAAAAAAUCUCAAAAGAUUCUAUGCGACUAUGGCCAUGGACAUACCCUUCACUAUAAAUAGGGCGCCCGAGUCGACCCGCCGAAUGCUUAACAAUACCUCAAUUUUAACCUUCCUCGCAUCGGUUGGCCGCAUGCCCUUCGCCAAAUGGACAGACAUAUAUACGGUCACGGCCCCCGAGACUGCGCAGGCAGAAACGCUGGAUGGACGGGUUCGAGAUGCCAUUGCAAACCGGUGGCAUCCACUUCACACAGCGGAGUAUCUCUUUACGAAGGGCUUUUUUAGCAACUUAUUGCUUCGGUAUCUUGGUGAUAAUAUCGACAUGGUCCAUCACGUUGAGACUAGACCUCCGUUCCUAGAUCAUCAUCUGACAGAAUAUGCCAAUGGCCUUCCACCCAGUCUGAAAAUCAAAGUGUCUUCGUCAGAUGGGUCUCUGACGGAGAAGUACAUCUUGCGAGAGGCAGUUCAUCCCUUCGUCACCGAGGAGAUCUAUACACGACAGAAGAAACCAUAUAUUGGACCGACGAGGUUUCAGGAAAAUGGGCCACUUCAUCAAUUGUUCCUCCGUCUGACUUCUCGGGAGAAUGUGGAUGCUCUUGGGUUUGUGGACUGGGAAGAGACACAAGAAAAUGUGCGGAAGGCAUUUGUAGAUAAGGACUCGUGGUCUUUGCGAGCUGCUUUCUCUGUUUGCCAAUUCGUGGUGCUCUCGCAAAGAUUUGGGGUUGCUAGAGCCACGGCUUGA
Messenger RNA from Penicillium arizonense, 1992 nucleotides. RefSeq names its product asparagine synthetase B family protein. Lineage: Eukaryota; Fungi; Ascomycota; Eurotiomycetes; Eurotiales; Aspergillaceae. The coding region runs from base 1 to 1992 and encodes 663 amino acids. Gene Ontology annotation, cellular component: cytosol. The transcript has 6 exons. The record is from RefSeq and is a predicted model, not a curated record. Gene Ontology annotation, molecular function: asparagine synthase (glutamine-hydrolyzing) activity.